Molecule: messenger RNA, 2311 nt
Organism: Linum trigynum
Lineage: Eukaryota; Viridiplantae; Streptophyta; Magnoliopsida; Malpighiales; Linaceae
Source: the annotation of a GenBank genome assembly
CCAUGAAUUUGGUCUCUAAAAAAAUUAAGCAAACGAUAUAUUUUCCUUAAAUCCAUAAUAAAAUGAAUUUAGGUACCAACUACCAAUUUCAUCAUCCAAAUCCACGAAGCAAACAACUCCGAAGUUCUUUUGAAUCUAUUAUUCACAAAGUACCAAACUAUAGGGACUAGAAAUACCAAAACACAAAAGUACGGGUAGUAGAAAAUAAGCUCAACAUGGUCAGCGGAGAACUGAGAGAAGUUUAUCAUCAUUUCGAGCCAGCCAAACAAAGACCUAAAAACACAGCAAACAUCCCAUCUUUCCUCUCCCAGAUCUCCCAACCUGGUUCUCGUCUCUGCCGUCCGCUGCUCGCCCUUCAACGAUCUCCGGUUCGAUUAGCUUGAUCGGAAAUUGGCGGGAAUGAAAAAGUUCCGUCUGGUUUAGUCCCAGAGCCGCAGCCUGAAUAAACCUGCCGGGAAUCGUCAUGUGGAGAAACUCUGCAAGUCGCUCCUCCAAGCUCAUCUGGAACGGCUAUGCACUAUCACCGUCUUCUCUUUCCACUCUCAGGAGCUCCCGUUCUGUACCGAAUUCCGUUUUCCCAUUAUCGUCCGUUCCCGCCGUCGCUUCCCCUUCUCAUUCGCCUUCGGAUCCUUCAAAAUUAGGGUUUCUGCCGGGGAGAUCAGAUGGGAUCCGAGCGCUAUCCUCAGUUCCUUCUCCUGCCGCCGUUGAUAUCCCUUCGUUGACAUAUGGAGUUCAAUUGGCUCGUCACUACGGCCAAUGCUUCUGGGAGCUCUCCAAAGCUCGCCUCAGUAUGCUGGUCGUUGCAACUUCUGGGACGGGUUAUGUUCUAGGAAGUGGGAGUGCAGUGGAUUUCGCGGGACUUUGUUGGACUUGUGCUGGUACAAUGAUGGUUGCAGCUUCUGCCAACUCGUUGAAUCAGGUCUUUGAGAUCAAGAAUGAUGCCUUGAUGAAAAGAACAAGAAAUAGGCCGCUUCCUUCCGGGCGUAUGUCAGUUCCCCAGGCAGUGGCUUUUGCAUCUUCAGUUGGCUUGGCUGGGACUGCUAUGUUAGCAUGCAAGACUAAUAUGAUGGCGACAGGGUUAGCAGCGUCCAACCUGGUCUUAUAUGCAUUUGUCUACACCCCAUUGAAACAGAUCCACCCUGUCAACACGUGGGUUGGAGCAGUUGUUGGUGCCAUUCCACCGCUUCUGGGGUGGGCUGCUGCUUCUGGUGGUCAGAUUUCCCUCAAUUCAAUGAUUCUUCCAGCUGCACUCUACUUUUGGCAAAUCCCCCAUUUCAUGGCACUUGCAUAUAUGUGUCGGCACGACUAUGCUGCUGGAGGGUACAAGAUGCUCUCCCUUGCCGACACUAGUGGCCGAAGAACUGCCAUGGUGGCUUUGAGGAACUGUAUUUAUAUGGUGCCCUUGGGGUUUAUGGCUUAUGAAUUGGGUAUGGCUUCUGGGUGGUUUUGCCUGGAAUCAUCCGUUCUGACUCUAGCAAUCGCUGCUUCGGCAUUUUCAUUCUACCGGGAACCAACCACAGAGAAGGCCAGGAAGAUGUUUCAUGCCAGCCUUCUAUACCUUCCCAUAUUCAUGGCCGGGAUUCUCCUUCACCGACAAACAGAGAUGUCAACUGAUGAGCUUUCAUCUUCUAUGAGUGUGGAAGUAGAAGAUAGAGAAGACGAGCGAAGCCGAAGCCAUGCAAAGAAGAAGGAACUACUGGACGGUUCAAAUUUCGGCACACGAGUCCGUGCACCAGUGGCGUAUGCUUCUGUUGCACCUUUCCCUUUCCUUCCGGCUCCUUCAUAUGUUUCGUCAUAGUUUUUUUUUUCCCCCGGCAUUUUUUGGCACUUUACUACCUUCAGUCCUUCACGUUGCAGAAAAUCUAGCAAUAAUGUCAUUCUGGGUUGUUGAGCAUUGGAUCAUAUAGUAACUUGUUUUCCCGGUUCUCACAUACUAUGGCGGGAAUGCUCCUGAUUGGACGUCACAUUUUUGAACUUAAUAACGCAUGAAAAGAAAUGCUAUUCAUGGUUUUGCUGCUUGCUGCUUGCUGCCUUUUCUUCCAUUAUGGUAUUCAUGCUCUAGUGAUCAACAAAAAAGAAGCAUAUUUAGCAAAUAGCUCCACAUUGCUCUUUCUGGAGUAGGUGGUCGGCUGUAGUUGGAGUUGCCCAUUCAAGUUACUGUGAAUAUAACAACUCAGUGGUGAUAGGGACUGUCCAUGACGGGUGGGGGAAAGCAAGCUAUCAUGAGCAAUUUUUUACCCACUCUUUUUUCUUGUGGAUGUUAUUUCCCUUUCUCGUACUCAAUGUAUGAAAAUGAAUAGUUUAUCAUUCA